Molecule: messenger RNA, 981 nt
Organism: Ochotona princeps (American pika)
Lineage: Eukaryota; Metazoa; Chordata; Mammalia; Lagomorpha; Ochotonidae
Product: 3-hydroxyacyl-[acyl-carrier-protein] dehydratase FabZ-like
Exons: 3
Coding region: 1-981 (326 amino acids)
Source: RefSeq, a predicted model, not a curated record
AUGCGUCUCUCCUUCGCUACUUCUGUCUUGAGCCUUGUGCUCUUGUUGUGUGUAUGGUCAUGCCCCGCGGUAUCGUUCGUAACAUCUACUAAGACGAAUGCGUUAUCACCUACGGUGCCACUAUCUCCCAAUGUGGCGCUCCCUCAGCGUGCUGGGCGUACGCCUGGCUUUGUGAGCCCUACGCCUACUCGCGGUGCCACUCCUACUCUCGCUUCGUCUGUUUCCACUAUAUGUGGCAGCAAUGCUGCAGCGUCCUCGUGCGGAAGGCUUGAUAUUCAAGCUUAUGCUACUACUGUGACAGCACAGCCCCGCAACUCUUCCACUCUAGGAAGUUAUGACUCGUCCGCUAAUUCUACUUCUUCACUGCGCGGCCCCUCCACACUAAAUUCACACCAAACAGACUCGCCGGCAGGUACCUGGAGAACUGCAGAAGAUAUCUCUUCUCUUACAAGCAGCACAGCCGUACCAGUGUAUGACAUCGAAAAGAUUCGGCAGAUUCUCCCCCACCGUUUUCCGUUCUUGCUGUUAGACAAAGUGCUUUCUUUCGAAGCAGGCAAGCGCGCCGUAGGCGUGAAACAAGUCACGGCAAACGAGGACCAAUUCAAUGGGCACUUUCCUAGCAGAUCAAUCCUUCCGGGAGUGCUGCAGGUUGAGGCUUUGGCACAACUUGCAGGGAUCGUCGCGCUGCAGCCUCCUAUCAGCGACGGCAAAGGAGACUUCUUUUUCGCAGGUGUUAACGGCGUCAGGUGGAAAAAACCCGUUGUCCCUGGAGACACGCUGGUUAUGGAAGUAGAGUUAACUGCGUGGAAAGAGAAGCUCCGUAUUGUUAAAGCAAAGGGGAAGGCCUACGUGGAUGGCAAGCCCGCGAUAGAAGUAGAAGAAAUGAUGUUCGCGCUAGUGCGGCCACGUGUCGAUGGGGAUUUAAGACAUCCAAUUCGUGAUCAACCUCGAUACAGCAGUAACCGCUGCGAGUGGCGCUGA